ACUAAUACCCAUUACAGCCGGCCCAAUUACAAGAUUAUCUUCUCCCCUCCGCUUCUCCAACCUCCGCCAUUUUCUCAAUGGCGCUUCCUCUCUUCCCCUCUCCCUCUCCUUCUUCCUCCUCCUCCUUAAUCCCAUGCAAUCUCAUCCUACCACUUCCCCAUCAAAGAGCCCACUUCAAACUCUACGCCCAUCUCCCAAUUUCCACUCACAAUGGAGAAAUUUCCCCUCAACUCGAACCCCACGCCGACCCAACUGAGAUCAAAAAGAACAGAAAGAAGAAGAAGAUCAGGCCUAGCUUUUAUGAGCAGACUCUGGAGCGCUGGUCACUUAGAAUCUCCUCACAGAGGUCCAAAUACCCAUGGGAGAAGAAGAAGGAUGAUGGGCCUUCUCUCACUGCUUCUUCAGGUUUGGCUUCUGAUCAAUUUUUGGAUAAUUCUAGGGAUACCCAUUUGAGUUCUGGGGUUAAUUUUGAAAACCCAGAAAGGGAAUUUGAAGUUAGUGAGGUUGGAAGUUUUGGUAGCUCUGAAGGUGGUAAUUUUGAUAAAGAUGAAGGCUCUUUUAGAGUUCAGAGGGGGGCUGCACCUUGGAUUCAGAAAGAGACUGCUCCUUGGGUUCAUGGAGGGAAAUCUCGACAGGGUCGUAGGUCUGGUGGAGAGCAUGAGAAUAAAGAUGAGGCUUCGGAUCAUAAUGAAUCCAAAUGUAAUCCAAAUGAGAAUGAUGAUGUAAAGCCUAAGGUAGAUAGAAAUGAUUCAAGACACGAUGCAAUAGAUACCAUUGCAGAAAACUCAAUGGCAACUCUUGAAUUUGAUGCCCAGAGUGGCAAGAGUAGUGUGAGUUUGAUAGUUGAUGAAUUGAAGAGCUCUUUGGAUGAAGACAAACCAAGCCCAGACAAUGCAUCAAGUACUAGUCAUGAUGUUGUUAAGCUCUUAGGUUCGGUGCCAUUUCCAUGGGAGAGUAGUAAUGGUAGAAAUGGUGAGAAGUUCCAUAAGAGAAGUAACACUGAAUUGGCAGAGAAAACUAUACCGGAGCAUGAGCUUCAGAGGCUUAGAAAUGCCGCGCUUAGGAUGAAGGAAAGGAUGAAAGUAGGGGCGGCGGGGGUUACGGAGGCUCUUGUGGAGAGCAUUCACAAGAAGUGGAAGGUCGACGAGGUGGUUAAGUUAUGGUUCGCAGGCCCACCGACUUUGCAUAUGAAGAAAACUCAUGAAAUCUUGGAGAGAAAAACAGGAGGUUUGGUGAUUUGGAGGUCCGGAAGCUCAAUUGUAUUGUAUAGAGGAAUGACCUACGAGCUUCCUUGUGUGCAAUCAUAUUCUAAACUUGCCGCUACUGAUUCUAGUCACAAAACCAUUGAUGCUGCCAAAAACACAAUGAACCAUUUUAUAAAGGAUUCAAAACCUUCAGAUUUGUCGAAAGAAUCUGCCGAAAAUUUUGACAUUGACAGCUUCCUGGAUAAGCUAGGACCACGAUAUCGGGAUUGGUCUGGAUGUAAUCCGAUUCCUGUUGAUGCUGACAGGCUUCCUGGUUUAGUUCCUGGUUAUACACCACCAUUUAGACUUCUUCCCUACAAAACAAAAGGCGCCCUGAAGAACAGGCAAAUGACGUCUUUGCGUAGGCUUGCCAGAACUAUGUCUCCUCACUUUGCUCUUGGGAGAAACAGACAACACCAAGGCUUGGCUAAAGCAAUGGUGAAGUUGUGGGAGAAAAGUGCUAUUGCAAAGAUAGCCAUCAAACGUGGUGUGCCAAAUACGUGUAACGAGAGGAUGGCAGAAGAAAUCAAGAAAUUGACUGGAGGAGUACUCGUUUCUAGGAACAAGGAGUAUAUUGUCUUUUACAGGGGAAACGAUUUUGUGACACCUUCAGUUAGGGACGUACUGGUCGAAAAACAAAAGCAAGCAAUUGUUCAGCAAGAGGAAGAAGAAGCUGCUCGAGUUAGAGCGUCUGUUUUGAUUUCUAAACCUAAAAUUUCCAAGGGGCCAUUACUUGCUGGUACUCUUGCAGAAACUCUUGAAGCAAAUAAUCGUUGGGGACAUCAACCAAGCGCUGAGGAGAGAGAAAAGACGAAGAGAGAUUUAGCUAUAGCUAAACAUACUUCUCUCGUCAGAUACUUCGAAAAGAAACUAGCAUUUGCAAAAGCAAAAGUAAGAAAGGCGGAAAGGGCUUUAGCGAAAGUACAAGAGUUUCUGGAUCCUGCAGAACUUCCAACUGAUCUGGAAACUGUUACUGAUGAGGAGCGCUAUUUAUUUCGUAAAAUGGGACUGAAAAUGAGAGCUCAUCUUCUUCUAGGGAGAAGAGGAAUUUUUGAUGGUACUGUCGAAAACAUGCACUUAAACUGGAAACACAAAGAGCUAGUUAAGGUUCUUGUGAAGGGAAAAAGUUUUGCACAAGUCAAGCAGAUUGCAAUCUCUCUUGAGGCUGAGAGUGGAGGAGUCUUAAUUUCUCUUGAUAAGACCACAAAAGGUUAUGCAAUUGUUGUCUAUCGUGGAAAGAAUUAUGAACGCCCGAAUACUCUGAGACCUAAGAAUCUAUUGACAAGAAGACAAGCAUUAGCACGUGCUAUAGAACUCCAGAGACGAGAGGCUCUAAACCAUCACAUUUCAGAUUUACACGAGAGAAUUCAGAUGCUGAGAUCUCAACUAGAUAAUGUGGAGGCUGAUAAAGAUGUGGGCAAUGAACACAUGCACAUAAUCAAAUAUGACACUUUUCAUUCUGAUGAUGACAUGGAGGACGAAGGGGAAGAAGCCUACCUUGCGACGUAUGGUAGUGGUGAUGAAGACGGUGGUGCUGCUUCAUUCGAUGGACUUUGAGUGGAAAAUAAUGUAAAUUACAUUACACGAUAUUUAACGGUACUGAAAUAAGGAGCAGGAGAUUCAAAGAUAUCGUCGGUAUCAAUGGCUUGUGUUAGUGGCUCGUCUCUUUAUUGUUGGGAUCAGAAUGAAGCUUCUGGAGCUUGGCUACAUAUCGAAGAACAGUUCGUAUUUCUUGCUCAUUUACAUCACCUUUCAGUUUAUUGUAACAUAAACUUGAUUCAUCAUGUUGAAAGUAGCAUUGCUUUUCUUUAGAAAUAGACUAAUUGUUAUAUACCUCAGCAAUUGCAUAUUGUUCUUGUUAGCUGUAUUUGUGUAUUAUUUAUCUGAAAUUAGCGGAUUUGAGGAUUU
Molecule: messenger RNA, 3152 nt
Organism: Asparagus officinalis (garden asparagus)
Lineage: Eukaryota; Viridiplantae; Streptophyta; Magnoliopsida; Asparagales; Asparagaceae
Product: CRM-domain containing factor CFM3, chloroplastic/mitochondrial
Exons: 9
Coding region: 78-2801 (907 amino acids)
Biological process (GO): RNA splicing, via transesterification reactions
Molecular function (GO): mRNA binding
Source: RefSeq, a predicted model, not a curated record